Messenger RNA from Camellia sinensis, 3574 nucleotides. The record is from RefSeq and is a predicted model, not a curated record. Lineage: Eukaryota; Viridiplantae; Streptophyta; Magnoliopsida; Ericales; Theaceae.
CACCAACCACCACCACAGAAAGACUCAGCAGUGUGUAUAAGAAUGAGUAAUACAUUUCUUCCUUCCCAUCACAAAUUCACAAUCCAUCAAACUACUCUCCUUCUCAUAUCUCUCUGAAUCCUUCCACCUGUAAGAAAACAAAAUGAGUUGGGUUAUGUUUGUUCUUCAUCAAUUUCUUCUGUUAUUUCUCUUGUCUUCUUCUUCUUUUUCUACUUCUGCACGCCAUACCUGCCUUGAGGACCAGAGAUUUUCACUUCUCCAAUUUAAAACAACAUUUACCAUAACUGCUAAUGCCUCUUCUCCACGUUGUGAAUCUGAUUCUCAUCCUAAAAUGGUGUUCUGGAAUGAGAGUAGUGAUUGCUGCUCGUGGGAGGGGGUCACCUGCGACUGGUCGAAUGGUCAUGUGAUUGGACUUGACCUCAGUUGCAGCCACCUUCAGGGCACCAUCCAACCCAACACCACCCUCUUCCACCUUCGUCACCUCCAAACCCUCAAUCUUGCCUUCAAUGACUUCAAUUUCUCUACAAUUUCACCUGAUUUUGGCUCCUUUCCAAGUUUGACCCAUCUCAACCUCUCUUGCUCUAAUUUUACUGGCCGAAUUCCUUCAAAAAUCUGCCAUCUGUCCAAAUUGAUUUCCCUUGAUCUCUCUUUUAUGAAUUAUAAUCCUUAUGGUGUUGAUUAUUCUCCGGUGAGACUUGAACAACACACUUUCAAUAUGCUCCUUCGAAACCUAACCCAAUUAAGAGAACUACACCUUGAUUCGUUGAAUAUCUCUUCACCUUUACCUCGUGCUUUGCUAAAUCUAUCUUCUUUGACAUCUCUCCGUCUUCGCAAUUGUCAACUGCGUGGGAAAUUCUCAGAAAACAUUUUUCACUUUCCAAACCUACGAGAGCUCCUUGUAUGGGGAAAUCAGGACCUCACAGGUAAACUUCCAUACUUCAAUGCAACUAGUUCCCUUCAGUUUCUUGAUCUUGGCGACAUAAGUUUUUCUGGCCAAUUGCCUGAAUCAAUCGACAAUCUUAAAGCCUUGAAUAUUUUGUACGUCAUCAACUGCAACCUUUCGGGGUCCAUUCCAGCUUCUGUUUGGAGCCUUACAAAACUUAAUAGCUUGCAUCUUUCCUUAAACAAUUUGACCGGACAAAUACCGGAUUCCCUUGGCAACAUGAGCCAACUUAAUAGCUUGCAUCUUUCCUUAAACAAUUUGAACGGACAAAUACCGGAUUCCCUUGGCAACAUGAGCCAACUUACUAACUUGGAUCUUUUCGGAAACAAUUUGAACGGUCAAAUACCGGAUUCCCUCGGCAACAUGAGCCAACUAACUUCUCUCUAUUUGAGUUAUAACUCACUCAAUGGGACAAUACCAUCUUCGUUGUUUGCUCUGCCUUCACUGGUUGAGAUAGAAUUGAAUAACAAUAAGCUACAGGGACCAAUUCCAGGAUUAGUUUAUGAACUCCAGAACCUAACAUGCUUGUUGGUUUCGUCAAAUAACUUAAGUGGUGUAUUGGAUCUAGAUAAGCUUCUAAAGCUUAAAAAUCUGAUCUCUCUUGGUCUCUCAUAUAAUGGUCUCUCAUUGAGCAUCAACAAUAGUGUCAACUCUACCUUGACCAACCUUGAAGUUAUAGGAUUAGCUUCUUGCAACUUGAGCGAAUUCCCAAACUUCUUGAGAGAACAAGCCAAAUUGCGUUCUCUAGACCUUUCAAACAACCAAAUUCACGGUGAAGUUCCAAAAUGGUUAUUCAAUGUGGGGAAAGAUUCAUUGCAAAAUUUAGAUCUUUCAGAUAAUUUCCUUACAAGUUUAGAGCAUCUUCCAUGGAAGAAUCUACAAUAUAUUGACCUGCACUCCAACUUACUCCAAGGACCACUCCCUAUUCCACCUAACACCACAAUUGUUUUCUCUAUCUCAAACAAUAAAUUAAGCGGGGAAAUCCCUCCAUUGAUUUGCGGUCUGAGUUCACUUCAAGUUCUUGGUCUGUCUAAUAACAGUUUGAGUGGCUUGAUUCCACAAUGUUUGGGAAACUUGAGCAACAGUCUCUCGGUGCUGAAUUUAGGGAUCAAUAGCUUUUCUGGCACCUUUAUUGCAACAUUUACCAAAGGCAAUUCGCUAAGGAAUAUUAACUUGAAUGGCAACCAAAUUGAAGGACAAGUUCCGCGAUCUUUGCUCAAUUGUGAAUACUUGGAAGUUCUAGAUCUUGGAAAAAACAAGAUAAAUGAUACAUUCCCUUACUGGUUGGAAACUCUUACAGAAUUGCAGGUUCUUGUCUUGAGAUUUAAUAGGUUUCAUGGUCACAUAGGCACCUCCAAGACCAAAGGCAAACAUCCUUUUCCGAAGUUGAGAAUUAUUGACAUGUCUUGCAAUGAGUUCACUGGCCUUUUGCCAACAAAUUAUAUCAAACAAUUUGGAGCUAUGAUGAAUGUUGAUGAACAUGAAAUGAAAUUGAAAUACAUGGGUGACAGCUAUUAUCAAGAUUCUGUGGUGGUGAUGAUUAAAGGACAUGAGAUUGAAUUAUCAAGAAUUUUAACAGUCUUAUCAAUCAUUGAUUUUUCAAGAAAUAAAUUCCAAGGAGAGAUUCCGAAAUCCAUUGGGAAGCUUAAUUCACUUCGGGGUCUUAACUUAUCCCAUAACAACCUUGAAGGCCGCAUUCCAACUUCACUUGGAAAUUUGAAAAAUCUUGAAUCAUUGGAUCUUUCCUCAAACAAGUUUGUUGGGGAGAUUCCUCAGCAAUUGAAAAGUUUGACGUUUCUUGAGGUACUAAACCUUUCGAACAACCAACUAGCAGGACUAAUUCCUCAAGGGAGCCAGUUUAAUACAUUUGGAAGUGAUUCAUAUGGUGGGAACUUGGCCUUAUGUGGAUUGCCUUUAUCAAAAGAAUGUAAGGAACUACUGCCACUGCCACCUCCACCAACACUCCAACAAGAUGAGAAUUCAGACAAGUCAAGCGGAUUUAACUGGCAAGUUGUAGUGUUGGGGUAUGGAUGCGGAUUUCUAUUUGGAAUGAUUAUGGGAUAUCUUAUGUUUGUAACUCGAAGACCAGAAUGGCUAAUGAAAAUUGUUGAAGGAAAACAUCAUAAGAAGGUGAAAAGGUCUAAGAAGGGUGGCCACUGAUGCAGUGAAAGAAGAAAUCAAUAAAGAAAAAUGGCAUUAUUCGGUUUGUUCCAUUAAGUAGCACAAUAAAGCAAUGGUAUCCACUUGAAGGGGUGUUUCACCUAGCUACUGCAUUUGAGUGGGUGAGCAUCUGGAUAACAGCCAUUCAGGACCACUUCAAAAGCUUUACCCUUGCUGCGGUAUUGAAUUCUAAAGGUUUGUUAAGUCGUUUAGUUUUCUUGAAGCAUUGAGUUAAAUAAGCGUUUCAUGUCAUGGUUUUUUGUUGUUUUCUAUGUCACAUCAUGUAGCAACCUUUAGAGAUUUGUAUUUUUGUAUGUAAUUUUUUUUAAAUUGGAUUUCUGUCACAGAAGACUAGGCCAUGCCUAGGUUUUAACUUUGAAAUGCAAUCUUACAAUGAUAGAAUUGUUGUCUACUAGAUAGAGAAUUCAUAUUGAAAAUAAUAUUAUAUGUUACUCUUUGAGCAGUUUUUUA